Molecule: messenger RNA, 1194 nt
Organism: Hibiscus syriacus
Lineage: Eukaryota; Viridiplantae; Streptophyta; Magnoliopsida; Malvales; Malvaceae
Exons: 3
Coding region: 185-1036 (283 amino acids)
Molecular function (GO): protein binding
Source: RefSeq, a predicted model, not a curated record
GGCCUAGAUGUUUUCCGUCCCCCCACUGAUUCUCCCGAUAAAAACCAGCACCGCCUGUUCUCUUCUUGCUCAGUUUCUCUUUCAAACGCUGCAAACUGCAGCUGGGAAGUUUUGGAGCUAAGAUCUUUGGCUCAUUUAUGAAAUUCACCCUUUAAUUUACUUUAACAUUUCAAUUUAGUACAAAAUGCUUUUAAGGAGCACAUCCACGCCGUUACUUAAUUCAUGGAUCCCACACUCGAAGGAGCCGUUGCCGGAACCCGAGUCGUCGCCCCUGAUUUCCCGAACCCGAUCCGUUUCCUUCAGAGUUUUGUGUUCGGUUUCUGUCGGGUUGAACGACGAAUCGAGGCGGAGUAUGACGAGGGCGGUUUCGGAGACGGAUCUGAGGAUGAUCAGCUCUCCGGUGGUCCCUAAGAUGGGCAAAGUUAAGCACAAUAGCGGGAUCUUGAAUGGGAUCUUUGUUGAGGAAGAAGAGGAGGUGGAGAAAGAAGAAGCUGGAUUUCAGUGGCGGAGAACAGCGUCGCUCGUGGUGGAGGAAGAGUGUGGAAUAGGCAGCGGUGGCGAUGGUGGUGGAUCCGAUACUGAUGAUAACGAAUGGAGCUCGUGGGAUUCGAACAACAGAAACGAUGGUACCGAGUUGUAUUAUCAGAAAAUGAUCGAGGCUAAUCCUGGAAAUUCACUUCUCCUAAGCAAUUACGCUAAAUUCUUAAAAGAGGUCCGUCGGGAUUACGUGAAAGCCGAAGAAUACUGUGGGAGGGCGAUAUUGGCAAAUCCAAAUGACGGGAAUGUUCUAUCUAUGUAUGCUGAUUUAAUCUGGGAGACUCGCAAAGAUAGUUCCAGAGCUGAAACUUACUUCGAUCAAGCUGUUAAAGCUGCCCCUGAUGACUGUUAUGUGUUAGCGUCGUAUGCUCGGUUUCUUUGGGAUGCUGAGGAAGAAGAUGAAGAAGAAGAAGUUGGGGAAAUUUUGAGUAAAGAAUCAGAGCAAAGCUUUAUCCAUGUAGUUCCUUCAAUGCAUCCUCCUUUGACUGCUGCUUCUUAAGACUCUUCUGACAUGGUUUUUUUUCUUUCUGACUAUUGUUAAUAUUACCUUUUAUUUGGUUUGUGUUAAGUAGAAAUGAAAUGAGUGGGCUUUGUAGUUAUUGAGAACUCAGUUUUGAUCUUCUCGUUCUUGGAAUUGGAAGUACCCAUCAUGUAAAA